This is a messenger RNA of Penicillium manginii, 192 nucleotides long. RefSeq lists its product as uncharacterized. The record is from RefSeq and is a predicted model, not a curated record. The transcript has a single exon. NCBI's taxonomy places the organism in Eukaryota, Fungi, Ascomycota, Eurotiomycetes, Eurotiales, Aspergillaceae. Bases 1 to 192 code for a protein of 63 amino acids.
AUGAGUGAACGGACCAAAGCCCAAGAACGAGUGGCGGCCAGCAGCCAAGUGAAGGAACGAGAUGGAAAUGAAGAUGAAGAUGAAGACGAAGAUGAAAGUGGAAGUCCAGUGGAAGAGAAAAGAGGAGAAGGGGAGAAGCACGCUAGUUCACUGGUUGAUACGAAGUCAGUACGACGUCUCCGCAUCCCCUGA